This is a messenger RNA of Cuculus canorus (common cuckoo), 3258 nucleotides long. RefSeq names its product BMI1 proto-oncogene, polycomb ring finger (gene BMI1). Gene Ontology annotation, biological process: negative regulation of transcription by RNA polymerase II; sodium ion transport. The transcript is spliced from 14 exons. Bases 47 to 1474 code for a protein of 475 amino acids. Gene Ontology annotation, molecular function: promoter-specific chromatin binding. Lineage: Eukaryota; Metazoa; Chordata; Aves; Cuculiformes; Cuculidae. Gene Ontology annotation, cellular component: PRC1 complex. The record is from RefSeq and is a predicted model, not a curated record.
UGCGCGCGCGUCACGUGGGCGCGUGUCGAAGGUCACGGCGCCCACAAUGGAGCUGUCGGCGUACGCGCAGGGCGGGUGGCGGCUGCUGGGCGACCCCCGCCGGUUCCCCCACCGCCCUUACGUCGCUCUCCUCCGCGCCGCCUUCCGCAGCCUCCUCGACCGGCCCAGCGCCGGGCUGGACGAUCCAGACCUGAAAGAUAUUGACCCCGUGGUGUUAAAACAUUGCCAUGCCGCGGCUGCGACCUGCAUUCUGGAGGCAGGGAAGCAGAAAGCCGACGUUUCUGCUAUCAGCGCGUGUCUUGAGGACUGUAAACUGGACAAGGAGAGAAUAGAACAGUUUUGCACUGAAUAUCAGAAAAACAAGGAUGCAUUGGAAAUCCUACUGGGAAGAACAGUGAUUCAGGAUCACACCCAGAUGUUAGUUUUAGUUGCACGAUGGAGCAAUUACAGGUACUUCUUUCCUUCAUCAUUAGCCGCCCCUCGCCACGCCAAAAUGCACCGAACGACCAGAAUCAAAAUAACCGAGCUAAACCCCCAUCUCAUGUGCGUGCUCUGCGGCGGGUACUUCAUUGAUGCAACAACCAUCAUAGAGUGCCUCCACUCCUUCUGUAAGACCUGUAUCGUGCGUUACUUGGAGACCAGCAAGUAUUGUCCUAUAUGUGAUGUCCAAGUUCACAAAACUCGGCCGCUUUUGAAUAUAAGGUCAGAUAAAACUCUCCAAGAUAUUGUAUACAAGCUAGUACCAGGCCUUUUCAAAAAUGAAAUGAAAAGAAGAAGGGACUUUUAUGCUGCUCAUCCGUCAGCUGAUGCUGCCAAUGGCUCUAAUGAAGACAGGGGAGAAGUGGCCGAUGAAGACAAAAGAAUUAUAACAGACGACGAGAUAAUAAGCUUAUCCAUUGAAUUCUUUGACCAGAAUAGGCUGGAACGAAAAGGAAAUAAGGAGAAAGAAAAAUCAAAGGAAGAGGUGAAUGACAAAAGAUACUUACGCUGCCCAGCAGCAAUGACAGUGAUGCAUCUAAGAAAGUUCCUGCGGAGUAAAAUGGAUAUACCUAACACUUUCCAGAUCGAUGUCAUGUAUGAAGAGGAACCUCUGAAGGACUACUACACCCUAAUGGAUAUUGCCUACAUCUACACCUGGAGGCGGAAUGGGCCUCUGCCUCUGAAAUACCGGGUCCGACCUACCUGCAAGAGGAUGAAGAUCAGUCACCAGAGGGAAGGCUUGAAUAACAGCGGGGAGCUAGAAAGUGACUCUGGGAGCGACAAGGCGAGCAGUCCGGCGGGAGGCAUCCCCUCCACCUCCUCCUGUUUGCCCAGCCCCAGCACGCCGGUCCAGUCUCCUCACCCUCAGUUCCCUCACAUCUCCAGCACGAUGAACGGCACCAGCAGCAGCCCCAGCAGUAACCACCAAUCCUCCUUUACCAACAGAGCACGGAAAACGUCGAUAAAUGGCUCUUCUGCCACUUCAUCUGGUUGACGGGCCAACCAGUCUACCGCCCCUGCCCCUCCUUUAUAUAGAUCUCUCCAUGCCAUUACAGCUUUAUAGAUGCUAAUCCAUGUGACUAUCGUCCAAAUUGCUUUCUUUUGUAGUGACACUGAACUUGGCUAUAAAAGGCGGACUAGGUGACAUUCAGGAUGGACGUUAAAGGAAACGCAAGAUUGAAAUGUAAAUUGUUUUCAGAGGGAAAACUGGGAAGCAAACAAAAGUUACACCUUCAUCUGUUCUGAGUGAUGCGGAGUUGUUUCCGUCCCCAUCAUCUGGACUCGGGAGUCUCCAGAAGACGAUACAAAUCCCGGGAAGUAGUUUGUUAAUCCAGACUAACUCCUCCAUUGCGUUCUCUUCGAUUGUUAUUGUUCUUAUGCUGUUUUGUGAACCUGUAGAAAGCAAGUGCUUUUUCAUCUUGAAAUCCAACAAAACAGAAAGAAUAUGCAUAGAGUAAUGCAUAUAUGUAGCCAUGUCACUGUGAAUAACAAUUUUUGCGUAUUAGCCAUUUUGAUUCUUAUGUUGCAUCUUUUACUUCUCUGUUGCUGCGCAGAACCGAUCAAAAGAAAAGUAAACUUCAGUUUUACAAUCUGUAUGCCUAAAAGCGGGUAUUACCGUUUUAUUUACUGACUUGUUUAAAUGAUUCGCUUUUGUAAGAAUCAGAUGGCAUUAUGCUUAUUGUACAAUGCCAUAUUGGUAUAUGACAUAACAGGAAACAGUAUUGUAUGAUAUAUUUAUAAAUACUAUAAAGAAAAUAUUGUGUUUCAUGCACUCAUGAUAUGGUUGUUAAAUUUCUAAACUGGUUCGACCCUUGCAGAUGCCCCCAUUUGAGCUUUGCUCAUAUUGCAAAAAAAACCACUUUGCGUGUGAGAGCGACAGUAUUGGGAAAGCACAUCCGAGUCUCUGUAAACCUGGAGGCAAUUGGCAAUCUUAAAAGGAUUUUACAGGCUUUGUCUUUUUUUUUCCAAGUGAUAUAUUUUUACUUUACAAGAUGUUGAAGUGAUGCAGUGAAGAAAAAAAAAGAAGUUAAAGGACAUGGAAGUCUUUGACCUGUUUGAUUACUUUUUUAUUAUUUGGUGUGGUGGGACUGUGUUUUUAAAAGCACACGGAAUCAUUAUAGAAGCCAUAAUCUAUUUGGUAUAAAUUUUAAGGAACCAGCAAGUGGCUGGAUGAAGGCAUUUUAUCUAAAUUUGUUUUAAUAUAUAUGUAUAUGGUACAGUACUAACUUCAUUAAAAUUUAACAGGUACUUUAAUAUUUCCAAUAAAUUGUGGAGAAUGCCUCCUCUAUAAUGCCCUGCAAAUAGGUGCAUUUUAUUAGAGGCUUCUAAGGGUAUUAUUUUUUUUCCAUAGAAGGAACUUUUCCACCAUAAAAUACAAACAGCCCAGAACACUUUUCUGUUUGUGCUUUGCUUUGGUCGAACUUUGUGUGUGUUCAUCACCCAUCAGUUAUACAUUUGUGAGGGUGUUUAUUCUAUAUGGAUAUUGUUUCAUGUUUGUACGGGAAAAUUGUAGUUAAACAUUUCAUUGUCUCCAGUCUGCAAAAGAAGCACAAUUCUAUUGCUUUGUCUUGCUUAUAGUCAUUAAAUCAUUACUUUUGCAUAUAAAUUGCUGUUAUUUGUCCUGCUUGUUUUUAUAGACCAGGUGAUUGCAAAUCCUCCACAAGGUUAUUGCUUAUUGAUGUAUAAUGUCUUGUUAAACAAGAGUUGAUAUUUUUUUCCUGUAGUAAACAUGUACAGUUCAAUUUCAACAGUAAAAACUUCAGUUUUAUAUACACGAAU